CUUCAGUUCCAAGUUUACAAAGUGAAAAAGGUCACAGCUCAUAUAUCGCACAAUUCACAAGUCUCUUCUUCUCUCUUAAACCCCAAACUUUCCCAAUUAAUCUCACAACACAAUCUCAGCUGGCACUGUGCUGCUGCAAGUCAUUUCCAUUUCUUCCUCCUGAGAUCUAUCUAGAAACUGAAAAAAAUGGCGGAAGAGAAAGACCCAACUUCAGUACCACUGAGUCAAGCCACUGAAGAUCCUGAAGACCCCAUCAAAUCACCUCCCUCUUCCCCUAAUUCUUCUACCCGCAAGGCUUGCUGUUAUUUUCUUCAAAGCUGGGUGUCUAAGAAGUUUAUGACUGGAUGUGUAGUUCUCUUCCCGGUAGCAGUUACAUUCUUUGUGACGUGGUGGUUUAUUCAGUUUGUUGAUGGCUUCUUCAGUCCACUAUAUGAACAACUUGGCAUUGACAUAUUUGGACUAGGAUUUGUCACAUCUCUAGUGUUUGUGUUCUUCGUUGGAGUUUUUGUUUCGUCUUGGCUGGGUGCUAGUGUUUUCUGGAUUGGGGAAUGGAUUAUUAAGCGAAUGCCAUUUGUCAGACACUUAUAUUCAGCCUCAAAGCAGAUCAGUUCUGCAGUAUCUCCAGAUCAAAAUACCACUGCUUUUAAGGAAGUGGCAAUCAUUCGUCAUCCUCGUGUGGGUGAAUAUGCUUUUGGUUUUAUAACAUCAUCAGUUACCCUUCAGACAGAUGAAGGGGAUGAAGAAUUGUGUAGUGUUUUUGUUCCUACAAACCAUUUGUAUAUUGGUGAUAUACUUCUGGUUAACGCCAAAGACGUUAUAAGACCAAAUUUGUCCAUCCGUGAAGGCAUUGAGAUCAUUGUUUCCGGAGGAAUGACGAUGCCACAAAGGAUUUCUCAUGUGGAAAGGGUUGCACGACAAAGUGAGAGAAUUCCACUGAACAGAAUUAAGUAACAAUGGUGAUGAAUAUGACAGUGUAGGCCGUUUGUAAUUAAUUAGUAUGGUGGGACUGUGUUGCUAAGGAGGAAGAUAUCAUAUAUACAUUGCUGUUUUUUCUCGUUUGCUCUGACUUCAGUUUGUUAUUAUUAUGUCCUCCUUAGUUUGAAGCAAAUUUGUUACUUAUUGGAAAGCAGAUUUUAUGUGAAUAUAGGGGGUCAUUUGGUUCAUAGGAUUUGAAGCUUGGGUUUGGGGAUUUUAGUUCUUUUAAGUUGUUUUAAAUUAGUAAGUUGUACUUAUUCAA
Molecule: messenger RNA, 1237 nt
Organism: Nicotiana tabacum (common tobacco)
Lineage: Eukaryota; Viridiplantae; Streptophyta; Magnoliopsida; Solanales; Solanaceae
Product: protein LIKE COV 2
Cellular component (GO): Golgi apparatus
Source: RefSeq, a predicted model, not a curated record